GCCGUCCCCGAGCCGCGCACACAUCCCCCAGCCGCCCAUGGAGCUCUUCGAGACCAACCCGUAUUUCUUCCCGGAGCAGAGGUUUUACGAUGGGGAAAACUUUCUGGGCUCCCGCUUGCAGGCCUACGAGCCCGCGGCGUUCCCCGAGCGCGCCGAGGCCGCGCUGUGCGCCGAGGGCAGGGCGGCUCUGGAGGACAAGGAGGCGCUGGCCGAGCACUGUCCCGGGCAGUGCCUGCCCUGGGCGUGCAAGGCGUGCAAGAGGAAAUCCGUGUCCAUGGACCGGCGGCGGGCGGCCACGCUGCGGGAGAAGCGGCGGCUGAAGAAGGUGAACGAGGCGUUCGAGGCUCUGAAGCGCAGCACCCUCCUGAACCCCAACCAGCGGCUGCCCAAGGUGGAGAUCCUGCGCAGCGCCAUCCAGUACAUCGAGCGGCUGCAGAGCCUGCUCAGCUCCCUCAACCAGCAGGAGCGCGAUCAGCGGGACCUGCGCUUCCGCCCCGCCGCGCCCCAGCCCGCCGCAGCCAGUGAGUGCGGGUCCAGCAGCUCCUCCUGCAGCCCCGAGUGGAGCAGCCAGCUGGAGUUCGGCACCAACCCUGCAGACCACCUCCUGGCUGACGAGGCAGCUGAGGAGCGCAACCUGCACUCGCUGUCCUCCAUUGUGGAGAGCAUUGCCGUGGACGACGUGGCUGUAACGUUCCCAGAGGAGCGGGGUCAAAACUGAGCUGGCGCAAACCCCGGCAGCUCCUCGAGAUGGUAACGGGGUGAGAGUGAGGUGCCGGAAGGAUCCAGCCGCUGGAAAUCACAUCUCCCCCCGCAGUGUCGUGGGCUGCACGGCUGACGCCACUCGGGUCCCUCCCCGGUCCUUGCGGAGCGCUGCUGCCAGGCUGGAAGAGCAGAGGUGGGA
This is a messenger RNA of Hirundo rustica (Barn swallow), 901 nucleotides long. It is a transcript of the gene MYOG, whose product is annotated as myogenin. Gene Ontology annotation, biological process: positive regulation of transcription by RNA polymerase II; muscle organ development; positive regulation of myoblast differentiation. Gene Ontology annotation, molecular function: DNA-binding transcription factor activity, RNA polymerase II-specific; RNA polymerase II cis-regulatory region sequence-specific DNA binding; protein dimerization activity. The record is from RefSeq and is a predicted model, not a curated record. The coding region runs from base 38 to 718 and encodes 226 amino acids. Lineage: Eukaryota; Metazoa; Chordata; Aves; Passeriformes; Hirundinidae. The transcript is spliced from 3 exons.